Molecule: messenger RNA, 6255 nt
Organism: Podarcis raffonei (Aeolian wall lizard)
Lineage: Eukaryota; Metazoa; Chordata; Lepidosauria; Squamata; Lacertidae
Gene: KMT5B
Product: lysine methyltransferase 5B
Exons: 10
Coding region: 651-3227 (858 amino acids)
Cellular component (GO): nucleus
Molecular function (GO): histone H4K20 methyltransferase activity; protein binding
Source: RefSeq, a predicted model, not a curated record
CCUGUCAAAUUCUGCAACACUUUCUUCCUGAACUUUGUACUUGCAUCCAGUCCCCUCUGCUGACAUCACAGUAUACUGCUCCUGUAUCCUGCUUCAUACUCCUUUAUGUUCCUGUCUGCUUUCUAAAUGAAUUUGCUCAUCCCCAACUUUGCCUUCACUUUUUGCUUUGGAGUGGAUCUCUUGGUAGCUGGUCCACAAUGGAUUAGACCAGACUAUUGCUUUUUUCUUUUCCUUCUGUUCAGGCAGUGGAAUAAGGCUCCCUACAACUCAGCUGGUGAAAGGCAGCAAAUCAAGAUUCAGCCUGGAGUCACUCUUGAAAGGGACUGCCUUUGCUUGUUACUUUCAGAGUGCCUCACCAAACCUACAAAAAGGAUAAGUGUUUGAGUACUAAGAGUGCUGCUGUGUGCGUUUCAGACUGUUUUCUCUUUUAACAAAAAUGUAAUUACUGGGAAGUGCAGUUACAUUUCUGCAGAUAUGUACUUACAACGAAUCAUCUUUUUCAAGUCAGUUUCUUGUCAUGAUUUCUCAUACUGAACCAGUGCUGCAAAAAGUUAUUCCAGAAGAUAUAAUACAGGAAGCUGAACUACAAUUAACUUCUUAAAGCCUUUGGAAGAAGGACUAAAUGCAACGGGGACAAAUUGCCUGUGGGAAUGAAGUGGCUGGGAGAAUCCAAGAACAUGGUGGUGAAUGGCCGGAGAAAUGGAAGCAGAUUAUCUAAUGAUCACCAUCAAAACCAGUCCAAAUUGCAGCACCCUGGAAAGGAAAAUCCAAAGACUGGCAAAAAUGGCGUUGAGAGACGGUCAAGCAGAUGUAGUGGUGGUUCGGGAUUUGAGGGCCAAAGUCGCUACGUGCCUUCCUCUGGAAUGUCUGCCAAGGAGCUGUGUGAGAACGAUGACCUAGCAACUAGUUUGGUUCUUGAUCCAUAUUUAGGUUUUCAAACACAUAAAAUGAACACUAGAUUUCGACCAAUAAAAGGAAGGCAGGAGGAAUUGAAAGAGGUGAUUGAGCGUUUUAAAAAAGAUGAGCACUUGGAAAAAGCCUUCAAGUCCUUGACAUCAGGUGACUGGGCCCGGCACUAUUUUCUUAACAAGAACAAAAUGCAGGAAAGGUUGUUCAAGGAACAUGUAUUUAUUUAUUUACGAAUGUUUGCAACUGACAGUGGAUUUGAAAUAUUGCCAUGCAAUCGGUAUUCAUCAGAGCAAAAUGGAGCCAAAAUAGUUGCAACAAAAGAGUGGAAACGAAAUGACAAAAUAGAGUUAUUGGUGGGUUGUAUUGCUGAACUCUCUGAAUUAGAAGAGAACAUGCUGCUCAGACAUGGAGAGAAUGACUUCAGCGUCAUGUACUCAACACGGAAGAAUUGUGCUCAACUGUGGCUUGGUCCAGCUGCAUUCAUCAAUCAUGAUUGCAGACCCAACUGUAAGUUUGUGUCAACUGGCCGGGAUACAGCAUGUGUGAAAGCUCUGCGCGAUAUUGAACCUGGAGAAGAAAUUUCUUGUUACUAUGGGGAUGGGUUUUUUGGAGAAAAUAAUGAAUUCUGUGAAUGCUACACAUGUGAAAGACGUGGAACUGGUGCUUUUAAAUCAAGAGUGGGACUGCCUGCUCCUGCUCCUGUAAUCAAUAGCAAAUAUGGACUCAGAGAAACAGAUAAACGUUUAAACAGGCUUAAAAAGUUGGGUGACAGCAGCAAAAAUUCAGACAGCCAGUCUGUCAGCUCUAACACUGAUGCAGAUACCACUCAGGAAAAAGCUCAUGCAACUAACCGCAAAUCUAUUGGUGUAAAAAAGAGCAGUAAGAGUAGAACAUUAACAAGGCAGUCUAUUUCAAGAAUUCCAGCUUCAUCAAAUUCUACCUCAUCCAGACUAACUCAUCUAAAUAAUUCCAGGGUACCAAAGAGAUUGAAAAAGCCUGCAAAGCCUUUACUUUCAAAGAUAAAAUUACGAAACCAGUGCAAAAGGCCAGAGCAGAAACAUGCAUCUCGAAAACUCGAAAUGGGAAACUUGGUUCUGAAAGAGCCUAAAAUCGUCUUGUAUAAAAACUUGCCCAUUAAGAAAGAAAAAGACACAGAGGGACCAGUAAAAGUUGCCGUCUCUGGGGGCUGCUUAACGAGGCAUGCAGCACGAGAAUAUAAACUAAAUUCAGUGAAAGGUGCUCAUGAACCUGGGGAGAUAUCACCCUGUACGUAUAUAACAAGGAGGUCGAUGAGAACACGAAUGAAUCUGAAGGAGACCUCUGACUUAAAGCUUGAACCAAAUAUGCUGAAUAGCUAUAAAAACAAUUUGACUGGUGUGAGAACCGAUAGCUUGGAGGAGCAGUCUCUUGUGAUGCACGAGAGUGAGCCGGCUCAUGGGACAUCACACAAGCGGGAGGGUAGGUGUCAGAAGAGUGACAGGGUUGUGGCCAAAAAGAAAUCCCGACAAGGAAGACUGGUGAAGCCAUCUUUGAAAACGGAGGAAACUGAUCCUGCACACAACUUGUCUGGCAAGGACAAAGUGCCAGAUUUGAUCAGUUCACGUUCUGACCUAGGAGAGAUGAACAAUGCUGUGGAUUCAGCCAUUGGCUAUAAAGACUGCAUCCCUUCCUCCGGUGGCUGCUCCAUUGUGACUUCGGACACUUUCAAAGUAAAGGACCGUUUUAGAACUGCAAAAAGCAAAAAGAAAAGGCGAAUCACAAGGUAUGAUGCACAACUAAUCCUUGAAAACAGCUCUGGGAUUCCCAAACUGACCCUUCGGAGGCGGCAUGAUAGCAACAGCAAGACAAACGACCAAGAAGAUGAUGGCAUGAGUUCUUCAAAAAUAAGCAUCAAACUUAGUAAAGACCAUGAAAAAGAUAAUAAUCUAUAUGUAGCAAAGCUUAAUAAUGGGUUUAACUCAGGAUCAAGUAGUAGUUCAACAAAAUUAAAAAUACAGCUAAAGCGAGAAGAAGAAAACAGGGGAACAUAUUCUGAUGACCUCCAUGAGAACGGGGUAUGUUGUAGUGAUACUCUUUCUCUGUUAGAGUCACGAAUGGAAGUGGAUGAUUAUAGUCAAUAUGAAGAAGAAACUGUAGAUGAUUCUUCAUCUGCAGAGGAAGAGGAGGAGGAAGAGGAUGAGUAUGAUGAUGAUUUUGAAGAUGAUUUUAUUCCUCUGCCUCCAGCUAAGCGAUUAAGGCUUAUAGUCGGCAAGGAUUCAAUAGAUAUUGACAUUUCUUCCAGGAGACGAGAAGAUCAGUCUUUAAGGCUCAAUGCAUAAGCUUACAGGUCUUAAACUGAACAGGAUGUCCAUUUUUUAAAAAACAAAAUUCCAAUUAAUUAUUCCUCAACUGAUGAACUUUCUGAAAAUGUUAGUGGAAGCACUUCUUUAUUGUUUAUUCACUUAUAUCAACAUAAUAUUGUAGAAAGUGUACAGCAUACUGACUCCUUAAGUCAUUUGUGCAGAUUUUUAUUGUACUUUUUAAUAGCCUUCUUAUGUGCAAUUCUAAGUUAGAAAAAUGCUCUAUUGUAAAAUAAAGGCUCAAGCAAAAUUACAAAAAUGCCAUCAAAUGUUUCCAUGCAGGUUAAUUAAAUCACAAUAAUGUGGCUUCACAAUUAUUUUUAAUCCGUGAGAGCAUUAUUUUGCUCUUACAUCUGACUAAACAAUCUUAAAAAAAAAAAAUCAUAGUAGCAGCCUAUUUAAGGUUUUCUAGUAUGUUAAUAUCACCAGCAAUGAACUAAAGCUUUUCAGUUUAUUUGCUAGAUGUUUUCCCCCUUGGAGUUUGUCAGUUUUAACACUGUAUGCUGUCCCCAGACGUACUGUUUGUGGCCUUUGUUAUAGUAGCAAACCGUUGGUUUGAAGUCAAAUUGAUUUCUUUAAAAAAAAAAGGUGUUGACAGUUUGCUGACUUUUAGUACAUUAUAUGUACAAAGGUAGCAGUAUGCAGAAUACCAAGUUUGGAUAUGGUGUAUUUAUUUCUUGUUAUGUAAAUUAAAACACCUUGUAUUUAACACUUUUUCGAUACUUUUAGAUAAAAUUGUUCUUUGCAAGAAUGAUUGGUGCUUAUUUUUUCAAGAACUUGCUGUGAAACAAUGUGAUUACAACAGGCAACAUUUAUCCAAUGAACUGCAGCUAUCCGAAUUGGAUCCUCAUAGUUUUCUGUUGCACUUGUAAAAUGCUACAAGGAAUUUAAAGAAACCUAUUCACUUUAACUUAUGAUAGUUUUAUGAAAUUUAAAAGAAAAAAACCUAAGUCACAGCUUUUGUUCUGUGGUGAUCUAUAAAAAUGUUUGUCUUUUGAGAUCCAGUGUAAAGGACUGAAAAAAAUGUAUAUGUUGUAAAUAUUUGUGUGUUGUGAGAAAUUUUGUCAUAAAAAUUGAUAACUUACAGAAGGGUUUUUAAGUUUAGAAAAACAUUCAUGCCAAUAAAUAGGAAAUUAUAAACCUAGUUUUAAAUCAUUGAUUUUUUUAAAAAAAAGUUUUGUUUUAGCUCACAUUUUGAGUUGUGUUUUUUUAAGAAGUUCACUUUUUUAGAACUAGAGUGAGAAAUUAACUGGUGGAGAAUUUAAGGAUAUAAGUUAACCAUUUAUUUGAAAGCACAUCUCAAAUGGUUUGAAAAGACAGUUGAAGAAGAAUCAAUCAGGGCUGCUCAGCUUUUACAAUUCUGUGCACUGAAAUUCACACAGAAUCCUAGAUACAGAAUUUCUGAGAACAUUGGCUUGCUUUCUACAAGUUUCUACUUCACACAAUAAUGGAUAUAUGUUUACAGGCAGUUUUUACCAAUCGACAGAUCUUUGUGCACUCAAAAAUGCAAAUUGAGCCCUCCAUUGAAAUGAAUAGGGGAGCUCUUCUGAAUGGGGAAAUUGUGUUCUCGGGUAAGCAUCUCAUAACAAUAAGCAGUUGUUUAAUUGGAGAAGGCUGUAAUGUGUGGUAAUCGGUGAGUCUGUGCACAGCUGUCUUCUCCUCAUUGCUUCCAGUUAUAUUCCUUUUUCCUGUACAUUACUUAUGCAAAAAAAAAAAAAACCCUACAAAAAUUUGGCCACUUUCAGACCAAAUUAUUGAUCUUGUAUGCAAUAAAUACAUUCACAUAUUUGGGUGGUGUAUUACUUUUUUCUAGCAAAAAACAACAACCUGAUUUCCUUGGAGCAGAAACUGUAUUUUUGAUUGAAUUAUUAUGAUACUUUGGCAUAAUAGCUACAACAGUGCUGCUGCUACUUCUGCUGCUGUCAGAGUAGCAUGGGAAAUUCUGGACAAAGCAGAAUUAUGUUCACACUUAUAUAGGGAAGAUCCACAACAUGGGCUUUCCCUCCAUGUAUUGGGGCUUCUCUUGUUACUGUAACAGCAUUCCAAAGACCCAGCACUGCUAUAGAGUCCAUAUUGCCAAGUAACGCAAGGAUCCAGUUUGUUUUGCUUGACAGCAGAUGAGGAUUACAAAAGCCGUUGAUCGUGGCAUGCUUUUGGAGGAAUGGGUAGUUCCCAAAACUUGGAUGGUCUGCCCAAGCCUGCAGAAAUAUUGAAGAUGUACAAUAUAUUAUUAUGAAGCACAAUUGUACUGUCCAGAAGAGCUACACCCCAGGCCCCACCCCAUGUCACAAACAUCAAAACAAAUUUGAAAAAAGGACCCAUCCUUGGCCAGUUUUGUGUCAUCUCAAAGCACAUGCCCUUAAACAUCAGUUAAAUGAACUUGGGCACAAAACUGCCCAGUCAUUGUCCCAGGAGAAUUAAGAAACAAGUGCUGUCGGACUGCCCACAAUUAUUCCUGAGCAGUUCUUUAAUUUUAUAACUGAGACUGCUUUUAAUGAUGCCAGAAGGGUUACAUUUAAUGGAAAUCUUUCAAAAGUUUGGAAUUUGACUUGGAAACUGGAAGUUUUGUCAUGUGAAUUAGUGGUAAAAGUUUGUAUUGCUGAAAUUUGAUUUCAAGAUGUUUACAUUGAAAUUUUAUUUCAGUUCUAGUAAAAAUAGAAUUGCGGAACUGAAAUGAGUGUUUGGCAUUCCCCUCUUCCCCAUAACUUAUGUUGUCACGAACAUAUUCCAAAUGCAAUAAAUAUAAUUGAAUUAUAUAUCUGUAAUAUUGAUGACGGGUAAAUAUAUUUAAUAUUGAUGCUGUUAAAAGGAUUUUCUUCAGCUUUUGCAGUAAUCUAUUGAGUAUCAAAUAACUUUAACGCUUGCUCCGAGCUGUAUCCAGUAUAUAAAAUGGAACCAUCAAAAUGUAUUAAGAGAGAAUUAGUGUACAUAGUGAUCAAUUUUUAUUUGUGCCAAUAUGGAUUCGAAAUAAAUGGGACCAAAAAUUUGGAAUUUUAAAUUCAUUAAA